AAAAAAAAAGCUGAGAGGCAGCAGUUGUUUAUCACCGCCUCGCCUCAGUGAGGCCUGAGAUUCUUUCGAAUAGGAGCUUUACUUCCCAUGGCACACAGGGAAGUGUCAACUGGGAUAUUUCUGGUAAAACUAAAAGCAAGAAAAGCAGGGUGCCAGCCCCUGUGGGACUGAGUGUGAGGGGCUGGAGGAGUUUGAGUCCCAUGCCCAAGUGACAGAUGGAUGGACAUUUCGUCUGAAAGUAAGGAGACACGUUGGCAAAUCAACCUCAAACCUAAGAUUGCUUGUGAAGCAAUCACAAGGAGGAACAAAAACAGACACAGAAGCAGAGGGAAAGAUCAAACAGGCAAGAAGGGCGCAAACUGUGACAGACUUGCUGCUUCACCAACGACUCACCCAAGCCAGAAGAAAAAUGUCCCUAAAGUUGCCAAGGAACUGGGAUUUCAACCUGAAAGUAGAGGCUGCGAAAAUAGCUCGCUCAAGGAGCGUGAUGACCGGCGAGCAGAUGGCGGCCUGUCACCCGUCGUCCACCCCCAACCCGCUGGAGAGGCCCAUCAAGAUGGGCUGGCUGAAGAAGCAGAGGUCCAUCGUGAAGAACUGGCAGCAGAGGUACUUCGUGCUGCGGGCCCAGCAGCUCCACUACUACAAGGACGAAGAGGACACGAAGCCACAGGGAUAUAUGUAUCUACCAGGAAGUACAAUCAAGGAGAUUGCCACAAAUCCAGAAGAACCUGGGAAGUUUGUCUUUGAAAUCAUUCCAGCCUCAUGGGACCAGACUCGCAUGGGACAGGACUCCUAUGUCCUCAUGGCCAGCUCCCAGGCGGAGAUGGAGGAGUGGGUUAAAUUCCUCAGAAGAGUUGCUGGCACACCCUCUGGAGCGGUGUUUGGCCAGCGCUUGGAUGAGACUGUCGCCUAUGAGCAGAAGUUUGGUCCUCAUCUGGUGCCCAUCCUGGUAGAGAAGUGUGCAGAGUUCAUCCUCGAGCAUGGCCUGAAUGAAGAGGGCAUCUUCCGCCUGCCUGGGCAGGACAACCUGGUGAAGCAGCUGAGAGAUGCUUUUGAUGCUGGGGAGCGGCCCUCCUUUGACAGAGAGACAGAUGUACACACGGUGGCUUCCCUGUUAAAACUCUACCUCCGAGACCUCCCAGAGCCAGUGGUUCCUUGGAGCCAGUAUGAGGGGUUCCUGCUCUGCGGGCAACUGAUGAAUGCUGAUGAGACAAAGGCUCAGCAGGAGUUGAUGAAGCAACUGUCUAUCCUUCCCCGUGACAACUAUAGUCUCCUGAGUUACAUCUGCAGGUUCCUACAUGAAAUCCAACUGAACUGUGCAGUUAACAAGAUGAGUGUGGACAACCUAGCUACUGUGAUUGGUGUAAAUCUCAUCAGGUCAAAGGUCGAAGACCCUGCUGUGAUCAUGAGAGGGACCCCUCAGAUCCAAAGAGUGAUGACUAUGAUGAUCAGAGACCAUGAAAUCCUCUUCCCCAAGUCCAAGGAUGCACCUCUCUCACCCUCUUCCCAGAAAAACGAUCCCAAGAAACCUCCAGUGGCUCGAAGCUCUGUAGGGUGGGAUGCCACUGAAGACCCCUCAAUUUCUAGGACAGACAGCUUCAGUAGCAUGACAAGUGACUCAGAUGCAAACAGCCCCACUGGACAACAGCCAAGCGAUGAGUAUCUGGAGGACAGCAGCAAAGCCUCCAGGGAAAAGCAAGGAGAUUGGAAGGUGCAGUCUCGAAAAAGGACUCAAACGCUCCCUAACCGGAAAUGUUUCUUGACAUCAGCGUUUCAAGGUGCCAAUAGCAGCAAAAUGGAGAUCUUUAAAAAUGAGUUCUGGUCACCUUCUUCAGAGGCUAAGGCAGGGGAUGGGCAUAGGAGAACAAUGUCUCAAGAUCUACGCCACCUUUCUGACUCCCAGAGGACUUCCACCUAUGAUAAUGUCCCUGCCUUGCCAGGGACUCAUGGGGACCGAGUGGGUGUACUGUCUUCCCAUGCAUGUGACUCCAAGGGAGACGCUCCUGCCAGCCCAGACUCUGAAACUGGUCCUGAAAAAAAGAACUCUGGAGAAGAGGGAGUUGAUUCUUUGCAGAGGAUGGUCCAGAAGCUACAAGAGGAAAUAGAAACACAAAAGCAAAUGUAUGAGGAACAGAUUAAAAACCUUGAGAAGGAAAAUUAUGACGUCUGGGCUAAGGUGGUGAGGCUUAAUGAAGAGUUGGAGAAAGAAAAGAAGAAGUUUGCAGCCUUGGAAAUCAGCCUUCGCAAUGUGGAGCGCUCCCGGGAGGAUGUUGAGAGGAGGAACAAGGUCUUGGAAGAAGAAGUCAAGGAAUUUGUCAAAUCAGUGAAGGAACCCAAGAGUGAGGCUUGAGGAUCCCAGGCGUAUUGCCCAGCUUUACUCCCUUUCUCAGUGCUACCUGAUGACUAGGAAGCAAAUUACUCUUUAAGAGGGAAAGAACAUUUUGGGGGAAACAUCACAUUUUCCCAUAAGUUAAUUAAUGAGGUUUGCAGGAAGAUGAGGGUGAACAAGGACAUGUGUGGACAUCUAUGACCAUCCAUUGCUGUGUUCAAAGGCAUUGUAUCAAUCCUCCAUGGUCUCAGGCCGAGUGAAAUAGAACCUGCCACAGAAGGAUGACUAUGUCCAAUGGAGACACAUGAGGCAGGCCACAUUUUGAGGACCCAGGCCGCAGGCUGGUCUCAACCGGAGGCUGGGCUGAGAUGUUACUUCUUUGAUUUCUGUGUGGAACAGCUCACUUUGUCAGAUAGCCUCAAGGCAUCCUUGAAAUGCAGGGCAGGGGCAGAGAAUGAUAUUCAGCUUUCAAGUGCUCACCCAUGGAGUGCUGUGUUUUGGGAGGCUGCACCUGCUGGGGCCAGAACCCCAUUCUACCACUUCCACCACAAUACACAUACUCCAGGCAUUCUCAAACUCAUUAUCAAACUAAGACAAUGCAAACCACAAACUGUAUUUAUAAAAGUGAAAUCCAUGAGAAAAUUACUUGCAAAUAAAGCAAAAAAAACCAACAAGA
Molecule: messenger RNA, 3005 nt
Organism: Carlito syrichta (Philippine tarsier)
Lineage: Eukaryota; Metazoa; Chordata; Mammalia; Primates; Tarsiidae
Gene: ARHGAP25
Product: Rho GTPase activating protein 25
Exons: 11
Coding region: 410-2350 (646 amino acids)
Biological process (GO): actin filament organization; negative regulation of small GTPase mediated signal transduction; signal transduction
Cellular component (GO): phagocytic cup
Molecular function (GO): GTPase activator activity
Source: RefSeq, a predicted model, not a curated record